AUGUCGAGGUCCUUGUCUAUAUCAAAUGCUGAAAUAGCAGCACAGGAUGCAAACAAUAAAACGACUAGUGGAGCCAGAAGCGCGCUGGUUAGUUCAAGCUUCUUCAAUGGUAUGAGAGGUCAAGGAAGUAGUGGUGUGAACACGAGCUCACCAGACACCGAGCUAAAUACAAAUAUCGAUAUAGUAGGAGCUAUUAAUAACUUAAAGUUGGACGAAGAAGAUGAGCCAGAAGCGAAGCCAGAGAAGGAUGCUGGCUCAAAUCAAGUUGAGAGUGAGAACCAAUCAACAGCCGACACUAGUACCCAUGGUGCUGCUGAAGCAGCCAAUUUUGGGUUCCCCAUGUAUCCACCUCAUCCACAAAGUCCUUACUAUUUCGCUCCAUAUCAAGGUUCAGUAACACCUCAACAACAAUUGAAAAUGAACAGCGGCGCACCACCACCAGCGACUUAUGCUUCAACUUGGAAUGGCCACCCUGGUGGAUUUGACCUGAAAUUCAGUGGGGUAAAUAGCCAAGGAUAUGCCCCCGUUUCUGAUCCACCUUUAAAGAACAAUCGCGACGAAACAACUGUUCCUUUUAUAAAGCCACUUGAGCUUCCUGACUCUAAAGAGGAUGCUCAAAGUAAACAACUGACUGGACUAAGCUUGUCACAAGGCGAAACAGGAACCGCCACUGGCGAGGAGGAGAUUAAGGGAGAACAAGCAACCGACAAGAAUGAUGAUUCUGGAAAGCCCUUUGAUCCUACAUAUUCCGCUGGUGUCAUUGCUCCGCAACAUGUCAAUAUACCACCUACACCGCCGUUCAACCCUUUCUCGCCAAUGUCAAUGACUCAUCAUAAUCAUCCCAUUGGACCAGGUGUUCCCCCAGGUGUUCCUUCCCCAAUGAUGCCGUACAAUUACCCACCACCUCACCAACCGGGUCUUUCUAAUUUCCAAAAUUUCGAUAUGAAGUUGGGUCCACAUGCACCGUUGCCUCAUUCUCCAGUGCAUCCCAACACUGGACCAACUCCACCACCUGCAGCUAUACCAAGUGGUUCAGUGUGGAACUCGCAUCAACCGGGUAACGUCCCACGAGGAGCUGCACAACAGCCAACUCCUCAUGUUGGUAAUCCACCGUACCCAAUGAAUCAUCAACAAGUGCUCCCAUUGCCACAUUAUCAGCAACAACAACAACAGCACCAUCAGCAACAGCACCAGCAACAUCAUCAACCGCAUCAGCCACAUCAACGCCAACAUCAACACCAGCUUCAGCAAUUUAUGCAUCGAAUGCAAUUUCAAGGUGGGAAUGGAGGCCACUUUAUACAAAAUCAAUUCAACCGGGGACACUAUAAUCGUAGGAAUAACAAACACGCACAUCAUUACCAAAAUUAUGGAAACAAUUUCAGUGUGAAUCAAUUUGGCAAUGGUCCCAAUCAUCGUCAUCGUAAGGGAGAAGAUGUCAACAAGUAUGCAAACUCCAAGCUUGAUGAUUAUAAAGGUCAUAUAUUGGAUUUAUGCAGUGAUCAGCAUGGAUGUCGAUUUUUGCAACGUGAAUUGAGUCAAGAACAAGAAAGGAUUCUGAACGGGGAAACUGCAGAUGAGAAAACUGACGAUAAUGAAUCUGUGGCCACUUUAAUAUUCAAUGAAUUACACGAUGAAAUAGUUAAUUUAAUGUUUGAUCCUUUUGGCAACUAUUUGAUUCAAAAACUAGUUGAAUGUAUCACACCAGAACAAAGACUAGAUUUGGUCAAAAUUGCCCGUACCGAUUUCCAUCGAAUAGCUUUAGAUUCACAUGGGACUAGAGCAUUACAGAAACUAAUUGAGUGUGUUGGCAAAAGCAAAAAGGAGGAUAAAGCAAACGAGACCGAAGAGCAGAGUGCCAGCUUGAUAAUUGAAAGUUUAACACCAACUAUAGUCUCCUUAUCACGUGAUUUAAAUGGGAAUCAUGUAGUACAAAAGUGUCUCAUUAAUUUAUCAAAUGACACCAAUCAAGUGAUUUACGAUACAAUAAAGACCAAUUGUGAAGUGGUUGCAUGUCAUCGCCAUGGAUGCUGUGUUUUACAACGCUGUUUAGACUAUGGUAAUCAACAACAGAUUCAAGCAUUAAGUCAUGAAGUUACUAUAAAAGUGGACAAACUAACAUUUGACCCUUAUGGAAACUAUGUUGUGCAGUAUGUCCUAACUCAUGGUGAUGAAGCAAGUGUUGAUACGAUACUUGCCUACUUACAGGCCAAUUUCUUCCAACUAUCGACGCACAAGUUUGGCUCCAAUGUACUUGAAAAGUCACUACGAUUAGAUGGUGACAAGAGUGCCAAGUUGAUUGAUCAAUUGUUGAAGUUAUCAUCGAGCCAAUUUUUCAAAGUAUUGAAUGAUUCAUAUGGUAAUUAUGUGCUACAGACUUGUUUAGAUGUGGCACAGUUGGAUCAAAUGACUGAAUUGAGUGAAGUGUUGGUGCCAUUGUUGCCAGAUAUAAAACUGACGCCGCAUGGCAGACGAAUAGUCAAUAAACUACAGUAA
Messenger RNA from Lodderomyces margitis, 2493 nucleotides. RefSeq lists its product as uncharacterized. NCBI's taxonomy places the organism in Eukaryota, Fungi, Ascomycota, Pichiomycetes, Serinales, Debaryomycetaceae. The record is from RefSeq and is a predicted model, not a curated record. Gene Ontology annotation, biological process: post-transcriptional regulation of gene expression. Bases 1 to 2493 code for a protein of 830 amino acids. Gene Ontology annotation, molecular function: mRNA binding. The transcript has a single exon. Gene Ontology annotation, cellular component: cytoplasm.